AUGUCUUCGUCGCGAAAAAACAACGAGGACAUACUUUUGAGCGGCGGUUCGUCUUCUUCUUCUUCUUCUUCUUCUCAGGGGCCAAUCAUCCAUUUCACUCGGAGACGAUUGAGUCGACACGUGUUGCUCUGCUUCGUCUCUUUGUCGUUCAUCUCGUUCGUUGUUUUUCUCUCUUCAUCUUCUUCGUCAAAAUCGAGCGGAGGAAGAGGAGGAGACAGAAGUGAAAGCAGAACGAAAAACGAUUGGAUCGAGUUGAAAGACGAAGAGGAGAGUCGAUAUCGAGCGACGGAAAUAAGCGACGAGUACGAUUUCAACUCGAAAGGGAAACUGAAAGACCGAGUUUCGGGAGCGUUUUCUACUUCGCUCUCGAAAGAGGCGGAAUCGGAUUUACUGAUGGAUUUAAUGGGUCAGAAAGAAACCCGGGACGCGGUUUUACUUCACAUGAACACGAAUAUCGACAGAGAGUGGAAACUAAGAGACGAGAAACGAUUGCGAGGCGAAGGUCCGGACGGCGCGUGGUCGCAAAAACCGUACGAGGAAUGCGACGGGGAGAAUUGUCCGCCAAAGUCGGAGAAUGAAAAAGAGCAGAUGAAGGAAGAAGUUGACGAGUCAAAGUUUAGUAGGUACAAAGAACGAAAUCAGCCGGCGGCAAAGCAGGAAGAGGUUAAGACGAAAUCGGCAGUUGAAGAAGAGAAACCGAGAGCAAAGGAACCAACGAAGGAGGAGCUUUCGUUUUUGGGAGAUGAGGAGAAGGAGGAAGAAAAGUCGCCCGAGGAGGAAAUCAUUCAAGAGUUGGAAGAUAUAGCUUUGGAAGAAGAAGCGAAGCAAGAGAAAUUGGAAGAAAAGAGAGAAGGAGCGGAGGUAAAAGUAGUCGCAAAAGAGGAAGGACAAAAAAGUGAGGACGAGAAGGCGAAGGAAAUUAUAGCCGAAGCGGCAAAAAGUUCCAUCGCACUCAUCGAUGAAGUCGAUAAGAUGAAGAAGACCAGUGAAGUUGUUGUCGACGUUCCCACUCCUUCUAGCAGUAGUAGUGGUAGUAGUGGUAGUAGUGAUAGCGCAUCGAUAUCAUCAUCAUCAACAACAACAACAACAACAACAACAACAACAACAAAAGAAGGUAAUGGAGAAGAAGUAGACUGGUCAAAGUUUAGUAAGCACAAAGAACGAAAGCAGCCGGAGGCAAAGCAGGAAGAGGAGAAAAAAGAGGAGGAAAAACCUUCUGUGUUAGUAGAGCCUGUCGUUGAAGGGCGCCUUGCCGAAACCGUACCGGAGGAAGACGCGAAAGCGGGCAUCUUUCACGAAGAACACAUCGUGGUUGCGCCGCGAGAGAUGGCUGUGGCGACUGAAGACGACCAUCACAAGAAUAUGCCCGAAAACGAAUAUAUCGCACCCAUUUCCAAACGACCCGAAGAUAAUCAGUUGAACGAAGCCUUAGCUAAACGAUAUUCGCACGAAAACAUCGUCAUGGUCACGUGGGCGAACAAUCACUAUUACGAUUUCGUCAAGAACUGGGUGAAACACAUUCGCGACUGCGGGAUGAACAAUUUCCUCGUCGGUGCGAUGGACAACGAGUUAUUAGUACGCUUAAUCGACGAUAAAGUGCCAACAUUUGCCAUGCAAAGUGGUUUAACCACCGCCGAUUUCGGUUGGGGAUCUAAAAACUUCCACCAAAUGGGGCGCAAGAAGAUUGAGUUGAUUCAUUUGUUCACAAAGAUGGGUUUUGACAUUUUAGUUUCGGACGUAGACACCGCGUGGAUGAAGAAUCCGAUACCGUUCAUUCGCAAGUUUCCCGAAGUGGACGUGUUGACUAGUUCCGAUUCUUUAUCCGAUUUUGCGGAAACUGAAUGGUCUUUAGAACGCACAACGACUGGUAUGGCGAACAUUGGCAUCAUGCUUCUCCGCAAAUCCGCGGGAGCGCUCGCGAAAGAAUGGGUCCACGUCUUAGAGAAGGACGAAAACAUUUGGGACCAAAACGCGUUCAACGAUUUAAUGCGUAAAGGCAGAGGUAAAUCUUUCCCCGAUCAUAGCUUUGAAGGGUACGACGGGUUGAGGUUUGGCAUUUUACCCGUCGCUACGUUUGCCUCUGGACACACGUUUUUCGUUCAAAGAAUGUACGAGAAGAAAAAGUUGGAACCGUACGUCGUCCACGCGACGUUUCAAUUUUCCGGAACGGAGGGCAAAAGACACCGAUUGCGAGAAUUCAAGUUAUGGUACGACGCUCCCGAGUAUUACGAUCCGGAAGGAGGAAUGUUGAUGGUUGAUUUGGACGUUCCCGAGGGUUUAUUAACGGCCGCAAAAGAGACGCCAGAGAAGCACUUCGAUUUGGUCAAUCAUCAGUUGUUACAAGUCAGAGGCGCCUUGAUGCUCGCGAACAGUUUAAAACGAACGUUGAUCUUACCAGAAUUUUGGUGCGGCAUGGACAGAUGGUGGGCACCGCACCGAGGCAUAAUCCCUGGUUCGCAGUUACAGUUGCCGUAUAAGUGUCCAGCCGACCACAUUUUUGAAUUGGAGACUUGGGUGAGAAGGAACGAACCGUUUCGCGAGUACAGCAUUUUGGAAAAUCCGCGGACGCCAGAUGGGGUCAAAAAUGGCGUUUUUGAUGCCACUGAUAAACUGAAAAGCAUACCGUUGGAAGAUUUUACAGACGUUAAGGUUCUUCAAGCGUUAGACGAUGUACGCUCGAGCGAUAAACACAAGGUUUUGAAGUUUGAUGGGAAGAAGUUGAUGGAAAAGUUUAGCGAGAAGAAGUUGGAUUACUUUGCGGAUGCGAACGUGAAAAGAGAGUUUGAAAACAAAAUCAUCAACUAUUGUUCGAUAUGGUGCUGCAAACACGCACAUCCAGGUCACAUCUGGUACGACAUGUCUUUAGAUGUUCUUCCCCAUAAAGACAGACACGGCAGAACCUUCAACGAAACGUACCCAUGGCGGGCUCUGACUGGCCCGUAA
Messenger RNA from Bathycoccus prasinos, 2943 nucleotides. RefSeq lists its product with no specific name. The transcript has a single exon. Gene Ontology annotation, biological process: cell wall pectin biosynthetic process. Gene Ontology annotation, molecular function: arabinosyltransferase activity. The coding region runs from base 1 to 2943 and encodes 980 amino acids. The record is from RefSeq and is a predicted model, not a curated record. Gene Ontology annotation, cellular component: Golgi apparatus. Lineage: Eukaryota; Viridiplantae; Chlorophyta; Mamiellophyceae; Mamiellales; Bathycoccaceae.